Messenger RNA from Haliotis rubra (blacklip abalone), 3496 nucleotides. RefSeq lists its product as uncharacterized. Gene Ontology annotation, cellular component: endoplasmic reticulum membrane. The transcript has 4 exons. Lineage: Eukaryota; Metazoa; Mollusca; Gastropoda; Lepetellida; Haliotidae. The record is from RefSeq and is a predicted model, not a curated record. Gene Ontology annotation, molecular function: mannosyltransferase activity; protein binding. Bases 479 to 2968 code for a protein of 829 amino acids.
ACCAGAAACCAGGCAAACAAUCUGUACCCAGAACACAAAAGGAAAACACCAGGUUUUGUCUUUACCCAGUGAGGUCAACGUAGCCUGCAGCGACACCCCACACCAACCGUCCGCCCAUCAUCCCGCGGGCAGACGACAGUUGCUGAGAGCAGACGACAAUCAGCGGAGCAGACGAUAAGAGGAUCAGUCUACUUUACGCUCGUCAGGUGUUGAUGCAGAUUCGCUGGAAUGUUCUAAGUAUCUGGUUUACAAAGCUUCCAUUUGUCUUCAUGUAGGCUGUUUGUAUCUCAAACAUAGUUGACCGACAUUGCUCGGACGUCGAUAACCAGGACCGGAGUAGUAUGGUGGAUAGCAUCACAAGGGAACACUAUCACAGAUACACGCGUGCUGGGAAGGAUGUUAACCCAGGGGAUACAUAGUAAAACUGAGGUAACUGAUGAAGACACGAUGAAAAACGGAGGUAUCUGAUGAAGACACGAUGAAACAACGGACACAUCGACGCGAGAGGAACCGAUUGCAGUCGAAUGGAAAACAUGGUGGACUGACAAGCCAAACGACGCCCAAAUUGGAUGUCAGUUUGAACACUUCCUCGUCUGAUGUAGGCGACUUUACAGGGGAAGAGGAUAUUUUCCCGCGGUUUUCACCAUGGGUCGUCUGCGCCUUGACAAUGGCCGUCAGGGUGAAUUAUGUCAGUCAGCCAAGGAAUUGGUGGAUACUUCAUCCGGAUGAGAUAUUCCAAUCUCUGGAAGUUGCCCACUCCGAGGUGUACGGGUAUGGAUUCCGCACCCACGAGUACCUGCCAUCUACGGGGACCCGAACGUCACCCAGGUGCGCUACAGUGAGAUUCAGAUGGGGAUGCAUAGCACUAUGGAAGGUAGUUCACGCUGUCGUGUCAUCUUGUCUCCCAUUGGCUGUCUACAAGUUCACCCGAAUCCUCUUCCGGUCACAUGACUGUGGUGUUCUGGCGGCCAUACUGACGGCAGGAAGUACUCAUCUUUCCGUGUUUGGCACACAUACGCUCAUCAACAGCUUCUGUGGUACACCGCUAUUUUGUGGGUUAUACUUUCUGUUUAAAAACUUACUUUGUGUUUCGACAAACCCCAACAAAGAUAAAAAAGUCAAGUCGUCUUCAGAUUCCACUCGGAAUCUGAAUUACGUGUCAAAGUAUGUGCCUGACCACGAGAAAAGUCGAGAAAGCUCGGGAUCUAAGAACAUGUGCAGUUGUGAGAGAAGCAAGGGUUUGUAUCACGGCUUCGAACACGGUGACGGAGGAAUCACUGGCAUCACGAAAGGGUUUGCCAACUGUCCGGGAAUCAUCAUUGCAGCUAUAAUCCAAAGUAUGACAAACGGGAUAUCUUUAAUAAACGAUUGUUCUCGGCCAAAUGAACCAGUGACUCAGAAAGAAGACGGUGUUGCUGAACGUGUUUAUAGUAAACAUGAGCUAAGCCCUGACAGUGAAAUGUCUGCGUUAAAUGAUUCAAACAUGAAUGUCAUUACAACGUAUCAGCGACAACAGCUUGAAGAUUGUGAACGUGACCAUGACAAAAGGGAGCUAACUCUUGCAUCUUUCAUUCUAGUUAUAUGCUGCUACAUACGCGUAGAUGCAUCUCUGUUUGUAGCCGCGACGUCACUUCCUCAUAUUAACCGGAAAUGCCUACAGAAAACCAGACUAGUUCCGUGCAUUGUUGGUGCAGUUAUCGGCCUUGCAUUUUGUGUUUGUGAUGAUUUCAAUUCAUAUGGAGUGGGAGUGAUCUCCCCUUACAGCUGGUUUCAGUUCAACGUCCUUCAGGACCAUGCUGCGGUUGUUUUCGGGAGGAUGCAGUUUACCUGGUAUUUGAAGAACUUGAUUGGACAAAGUUCGUGUUUGAUGCUAUUGACAACCUAUUUCUUCUCAAUAAUAUGCGUUAAUUUAGUCGUAUAUAAGUCCCUUUCCCAUUCAGAUCGACACAGAUGCCGAGUCAUCAGCAAACUUGCUGUGUCUCUUGUCAUACUCAUGUUGAUAUACUCUGCUAAUGAACACAAAGAACUUCGCUUUAUGCAUAAUUAUCUAGUCCUAGCUUUUAUUGGUUGUUCUCAUUGUUUUUAUAUCAGUGCCAAAUACCUGAAAACCAUAAAAUAUGGCCCAAACGGUCACUUGUUUACAUUAAUGGCGGUUGUCCUGUAUAUUCUAAGUCAGUGGUAUGUGUUCCCCUCGUCUCUCGACCAAUCAAACAAGACAUGGACUUACACGGGGAACACACAAUCUCAUGACGUCAUCACAUGUUUUGAUUACGUAAGUAAACAAAAUGACGUCACAGGUGUCUUCACGGAUCAAAUGGUUCACAUGAGCGGAGGUUAUACCGUGUUGCAUCAAAAUGUUCCAAUAAUUGGACUCCUCCAUUAUGAGUUUUAUGAAUUUAGUUACGGCACAAGGAAGAAUCUAAACUCUGCGAAUUUCUUCGGAAGGAAGACAAACGUGACUGUGAGUACUUUCAGCGAAACAUCAGAAUUUGUGUCUGUGUACAAUACCCCGUACCUUUUGAAAGUCUUGGUGGCCAAGAAACAUUACAAUUACCUAGUGAUGAACACGGACAGGAAGUUCGUUAAGAUUGGUUUUCGUGAAGUGUUCAGAUCGGGAAAAAGGAGGGUCCUAAAACGGAAUCUUGACGCAGAGGCAGAAAGUCAACUGGAGCGGAUAGCUGCAACCAUCCCCCUCGGUAGCAAUGCCACAAUACUGACCUACGAGGGCGACUGGUUGAUGAGAUUUCGACAGUUUGACGUAGCAAUACCUCGCUUUCAGAAAGCACUACAGCUGGAUAUCAAGCUGGUUGAGGCUUAUAAGUUGCUCGCCUUGUGUUACAAAGUGCUAGGAGACCAUCAAUCCUCUAAUGCUGUGAUAGCUAGGUGUGUGGAGGCACGAGGCAAGAGACUGUGCUACGAGAAUCUAAACAGGAUCCGUUUACAUGAUUUAUACGGCUUCCAAGGUUGAAGUUAUUACAGAACAAAUAAUGUCUCGCCAGUGCUUGUUGAAGAAGGUAUUGAAUUCACGCGAGAGCAAGAUACUUAUCUCAAAGUACUUCUUCAACCACCAUUUUCUUUUUCGUCAGUUAAGAAAAUCACGAGAGCAUGUUCAACAACAAUAGCUAUAAAAGUUAUUAUUCCGAUAGGAUUGAUUUGUGGAACAGUUUUCCUCAUUUUGCGUAGACAGGUAAUAUUGCUUGUCAGGUAAAGAAACCUGUGAUUGCAUCUUCAAGCAGGCACAGGAGUCUCAAGAGGAACUUGGCAAGGGAGACAACUCAACGGCGAUACGCUGUACGUUAUAAAAUAUACAAACUGUGGUUAUGUUAUAGGGCACAACUAAUUCACAAUUGUUUAUUUGUAUUUUUAUGUUUUCAAAUUAAUAUUGCUGUUUUUGACAGUAAUUCUAACUCACAUAGUCAGAUUUUAUAAUAAUGUUUCAGUCUUAUUUUGGUUAUUUAUUGAUAUGUUGUUGAAUAAACUUGUUGGGACCUCUUAA